AUGGGUGCGGAAGACAAGGUGCGGAACAUGGGUCAGAACAUGGGUGCGGAAGACAAGGGUGCAGAAAAUGGGUGCGGAACAUGGGUGCGGAAGACAAGAACAUGGGUGCGGAAGGACAAGGGUGCAGAAAUGGGUGCGGAAGACAAGGGUGCAGAACAUGGGUGCGGAAGAAGAGUGCAGAACAGGGUGCAGAACAUGGACAAGGGUGCAGAACAUGGUGCGAACAUGUGCGGAAGGCAAGGUGCAGAACAUGGGUGCGGAACAAGUGCAGACAUGGGUGGGAAGGCAAGGGUGCGAACAUGGGUGCGGAAGGGUGCAGAACAUGGGUGCGGAAACAAGAGUGCAGAACAGGGUGCAGAACAUGGUGCGGAAGACAAGGGGUGCAGAACAUGGGUGCGGAACAAGGGUGCGGAAGCACAUGGGUGCGGAAGCAAGGGUGCAGAACAUGGGUGCGGAAAGACAAGGGUGCGGAACAUGGAACAUGGGUGCGGAAGACAGGGUGCGGAAACAUGGGUGCGGAAGACAAGAGUGCAGAACAUGGUGCGGAAGGCAGGGUGCGGAAACAUGGGUGCAGAACAUGGAACAUGGGUGCGGAAGCAAGGGUGCGGAACAUGGUGCGGAAACAAGGGUGCAGCAUGGGUGCGGAAGACAAGGGUGCAGAACAUGGGUGCGGAAGGCAGGGUGCAGAACAUGUGCGGAAGACAAGUGCAGAACAUGGGUGCGGAAGACAAAGGGUGCAAACAUGGGUGCGGAAACAGGGUGCGGAACAUGGUGCGGAAGGACAAGGGUGCAGAACAGGUGCGGCAAGGGUGCACAGGGUGCGGAACAAGGGUGCAGAAAAUGGGUGCGGAAGACAAGGGUGCAGAACAUGGGUGCGGACAAGGGUGCAAGAACAUGGAACAUGGGUGCGGAAGGCAAGGGUGCGGAACAUGA
This is a messenger RNA of Penaeus vannamei (Pacific white shrimp), 933 nucleotides long. Lineage: Eukaryota; Metazoa; Arthropoda; Malacostraca; Decapoda; Penaeidae. The record is from RefSeq and is a predicted model, not a curated record.